Lymnaea stagnalis (great pond snail) is the source of this 13327-nucleotide messenger RNA. The record is from the annotation of a GenBank genome assembly. NCBI's taxonomy places the organism in Eukaryota, Metazoa, Mollusca, Gastropoda, Lymnaeidae.
GUGAAUUCGUGAUAUUUACGCUAAAAUACUAAUUGUUCUUUGUAGAUUUUAAACCCAACAAAAUUGUAACAGAUUGGGCCAUCCAAUUGGGCUCAGCCAGACUUCUGUCUCAGUCUUAAUCAUGGCAGCCACCAUUAGGCUCGGAGUCUUCAUGCUUGGUGAGGAAUAAAAGCACAAAUCAAAAUCAUUUACACGCUUUUAAUGUUUGAUAUGUCUGUUUUACAUUUGCAUUUACCAAGAAGAGGCCUAAUUACAUUUUAAUUCCCUCCAUGGUAAUUUUAAUUACCAUCACCUGAAACUUAAUUUUUAAAUCAUCCCUCCAACCAAUAUCAAUAUUCAAUAUUAUUUGAAUAUUCAUUUUCCACUAGGCCUAGACUAACGACUAACAUUCAUUAAAUUCAGUUAGUUCCAGGCCUGCGAUGUUUUCAUGACCAUGGUAUAUAGAUUACCAUAUUCAGAUACUUGAUCAUGGAGGUUCCCCAGAUCAACUAUCUUUACUAUCAGUACUACCAGUUCUGUAUUCAACAAAAAGGUUUUAGUUUUAUUUUUAGUUCUUCUUUACUUUAAUAUUUAAUGAACAUAUAUUAAUAUUAGAAAUGAAUAGCUCAAUAGUGUCAAUACCAUUUGGUUACCUUUCAACCAAUCAAAAGACAUCACUUUAAAUAAUCACAAUGACAAUAUCUUUUUUCUUGUGUUCAUCUUGGGGUAACAGUAACUAACAACAGGGAUAAGUUUCCAUUUUAAAAAUUUCUUUUGAACCUUAUUAUUAUAAGUUUGCCUUUUUAAUAUACUUCUUUUUAACUGUAUCAAUUGUUAGAUUUAGGUGAUGACACAAAUAAUGCUCAUUGAAGGAAGGGAAAUUUAUCAUACAAGUCUUUCAGGCCCAGCUGUUAGUCCUGUCACCUUACUUAAGUCACUGAUGUCCAGAUUUGAAAUUCCUUAAUGGCAAAGUGAUAUCACUGUGGUUAGGGAUAGACAACUCUUGGCAAAACCCAUGGCCAUGCUGCUAACAACACAUUUACUUUUUAGAAAAUCAUUCUUACUUUAUACACAGCUUUAUAGGAUGUUAUGCCUAAAAAAACUCGCAAAGGGGAAGACAGUUUAAAGCUCAUAAUAAUAAUCUAUUAAAUCCCUGCUCCUCACUAAAAAAUAAUAAAUUUAGGAAAAAUUUAAGUAUUGUUAAAGUACCGCAUGUUGCAAGAUUAGAAUGAUAUGAGUUUCACAGUGCUCAAAUUUUUUCAUUGUGCAUGCCCAACAAUUUUGAAUCUUUCUGUUCCCAAUCUUCUGUUGACAACAGGGUAUUGUCAUUAGAUUGCAAAUGUAAUAAUCUUGAUUCACAAUAUGCAACUCCCGAGCUGAGACUGAGGUCUUUACUUGUCUUUUUGCAUAUUUGAGGGAUACGGAGUGGCCUUACUUUUUACCUACAACUUGGAUGUUUAACGAAUGUCUAGACAGUUAAAAGCAAACUCAUAAAAAAAAUUCUGGACAAACUAAAGUCAAACCUUAUUCAUAAUGAAUUAUGCUUAGAGCAGUUAGAGAUAAUCUAUCUCAGUUAAUGAUAUCUCCCUCUGCCUAACACUGGUCUAAAUAUAAAUCUUUUUUUUUUUUUUUACCUAGAUCCCUCAUUGGCCACCCUGCAAACACCUGGCUUAUUAUAUUAAUUAUUGAUAUACUGCCAAUUUAUGAAAUUUAUAAGCAAAUUAUGAAUUUCUAGGGAAUGAAUUUAAAUUACUCUAUUCACCAGACAAUAAAUAUUUUCCCAGUAAAUUAAAUCCUUUCUGCCAUUUUAUAACUAAAGAUUUAUUGUUGUACAACCUAUACCCUGUCCAUUAUUGUUCAUGUGUGGAACACCGACUUUGCAGCUCUCUUAAAAUAGAUUAUCUAACUAUGGGUAAUUAAAGAAAACCCCAGUAAUUAGUGUUACAUUGUUAGACAUUAAGCAGAUAUCUGUGUUUGUGACUAUAAAUAUAAAUAUCAAAUUUUCCAUUGAGGUAAUCAUCUAAAAAUAAUUUACUACAGAGACAUGCUGUUACCAUCAGCUGAAACAAAUAAUUUAUUUCAGGGCAUUAAAAUUUAAAAAAAUAAUUUUGAAUCACUUCAUUUCAUGAUAAUUGUGUUUAUACAGCUAAUUGUAAGGGGCUAGACUGCGAUAAUAUAAUAUAACUUAAAAACCUUAAAUGGCCUUUAAAGUAUGUUCAGGAAAUUCACAGAAUGGAGAAUGAUGUAAAAACGCCUGAAAAGAAACAAGAAGACAAGCAGGAGAUUGUUACCCCUGGAAGUGGAAAACCAGAAAAAUCCAGAAUAAAACAAGAACUUGAUACACCUGGGAAACUCAUGGUGUCAGGCAUACCAAAGCAUGAGGAAUUUACAGAAGCUCAAUUGGAAAAAGAGUUUGCACCAUUUGGAAGAAUAACCGAAGGUACUGGUUUACAUUUUACAAGUAAAAGUGCUUUUGAACUAACACAGAGAUAAACAAAUUGUAAUUUUAAAUUAAAAUUAUAUUUAUAGGUGUAGGUUUAUUUAUCAUGGACUUGAGGAUGCAGAUUGGCUGAAAACAAUCGGUUAUAAUUGUAUUAUGUUGUCUUGGUUAAAAAAUGUACUUAUUUCGAAAAUAAAAAUUGUACAAUGUAAUCAAAAAACAUUUCCAUUAUUUGGAUCAAUAAAGAAUCUUAUCAUAUCCUAUCUUUUGGAGCUCUUCAAACUCUUUUAAACUACUUAUACUUUUAAGCUCACAGAAAACUCUUCCUGUUUAAAUUGCACUGGGGUUGGCUUAUUUUUGUUACAUUUUUAUCUGUAUUUAUUAGUGAAUAUCAUCAGAGAUAGAAGAAGUUCUUUACCUAGAGGCUUUGCAUUUAUAACAUAUGAGAAUCCACAAGAUUCAGAAGACGCAAUCAAAGCUAUGGAAGGAAAGGUAAUUUAUUUAAUUGUGAUCGAGAGUAAUUACAUUUUAAACUAGUAGUUUAUAAAGUAAAACUUACUGGGGUUUAUUUUUUUGUUUGUUUUUUCCUUAAUUUUCUUUAUAAUUGAAUAAAUUUAAUGCAAUUAGUAAAUGCUUGAGUUUUUUUUCUUUCUUUCUUCUCAAUUUGCCUCUAGUGAAUUUUUAAAAUACAAUGAUCUGAAUAUUGCACCUUCAGUAGAAAACUUAAUUGUUCCCUUUUUAGGAUUUAGGAGGAGAGAUGCCCAUUCACUGUGAACAGGCAGUAAUAGGCUUAAGAAAGACAAAAAAGAUGACUGAAGAUGCAAGAGGGGGUGUGAGAGGGGGACCCAGGGGUAGAGGAGGCAGAGGUGGAGACAGAGGUGGAAGAGGAUGGGACAGAGGUGGAAGAGGAUGGGACAGAGGUGGGAGAGGAUGGGAUAGAGGUGGGAGAGGCAGAGGAAUGGAAAGAGGCAGAGGUUGGGACAUGGGUCGAGGAUUUGGGGAUAGAGGUGGGCCCAGAGGCAGAGGCAUGCAGGGAGGACCACAUUAUGGUGGAGAAAGGUUUAACAAUGAAAUGGGAAUGUAUGAAGAGGAGGAAUACUAUGAUGAAUUUGAAUAUGGAGAUGCAGGCUAUGAAGAAUUCACUCAACAGAGAGGAAACCGUGGGGGGAUGUUUAGAGGACCACCUGGUAGAGGGAGACCUAUGGGAAGAGGAGGUCCACCAGGAAGAGGAAAUAACUUUGGAAGAGGUGCUCCACAAGACAGAGGUGGGCCACCUGGAAGAGGAAGAGGGGGUCCCUCUGAAAAUGUCCCCAUGAGAGGUCAUGAUUUCAGAGGAGGUCCUUCAAGACGGGCACUGCUUCCCAAUCCACCAGCGCGGGGUAGUAGAGGGCCUUAUGCUGGUCAGAUGAGAGGUCAGCCUGCAGAAGAGUAUUAUGGUGAGGACGCCAAUGGCUAUCAAGGGGAGGAAUACUUUGAAAGUAGUGAGGCCUAUGAAGGCUAUGAUGAUCACUUUGCUGAAGAAGCUGGUACAUCUGAGGAGUAUUACAUGGAAAGACCUGAUGCACCUCGAGGAAGAGGAGGAGCCUUGCCCAGAGGCAGGGGCAGACCUGAUCCUUUACAGACUGCAACAAGACAGAAUCAAGUUGAUGAGUAUGGAUAUUCCUAUGAAGAGCAAAGUAUGCCUCAAAGAGUUCCCAGGCCCCAAGGUACGUUUUCUCUCAAAAUUUUUCCAUAAAUUAGUUUAUAGUCUUCGUUAUUAUUGAUGAUCAGCUCCAUUUUGGUAGCUGCAUCAAAAGUGUCAAUGUUCUGAACAUUUUGAGAGAGGAUAUAUUUAUUUAAUCCAGAUCUUAAACAGUAAGAAUACCAUUUAAAGUUCUUUACACUGGGUUUUCAGGAAAUCCAUUAAAAAAAUAUUUUAAAUCAGCCAUACUUAUUCAUGAAAAUGAUUUUUAAUCAUUGCUAUAAAAUUAUAUGACAAAGUUUUAUCCUUAAGAAGUUUUAAAAAAAAAAAAAUUCUUUAUUAAUCACAUUUAAAAAUCUGAUAUUUAGAAAUUGACAAAGUGCUUUAAUGGCAGAGUCUGAAAUUAAAAAAAAAUAAAAAAAUCAGGAGCUCUACUCAAUUGUAAUUAUUUAAAAAGAUGAUGUUGAUUCACAUUAAAGUAUUAACAGUUAAAGUGUUUGUCAAAAUUAUUUGCUUCAAGGCAUUACAGUGAGUGUUGGCUUUUAAAAAAAACCAAACCAUUUUUACUUUUGUUCCUCUGUUUUAUUCAGCAAACAUGCAAAGAAGAGCUCCUCCACCCCUAUCAUAUUCUGAGGAAGUUUAUGAGGAAGAGACCCCAGAUACAUAUGAUAGGCCUAGGGCUAAUGUGCCAGUUCAUGGAGGUAUGGUAAAAUUAACAUAGAAUACUUGGUUAUACCAACCUUAGCUUGUUUUACUUUUCGUUAUUAUAUUUCAUGUAUUUGAAUCUUUAACUAUUUAGUUAUUUUGAUUUUUGUAUAUAACUUUCCAGCUUCUAGGGGUGGCAGAGGAGCUCCUGUUAGUCGUGGAACUCCUGUGGUCAGGGGUGCCCUAUUGAGUCGCGGUGGGCCCAAUGGCCGUGGUGCGCCAGCAGGUCGAGGUGCCCCUCCAGGCAGACGCACUGCUUUGUUGGGGGCUGAGCCAUAUGCUGAUGAAUCCAUGUAUAAAAGGCAGCCCGUGCCAGUUGCUGGGAAUUAUGCAGGACCUGGUCCUUAUGAAGAGGAUCCUUAUAGAGACUCAUAUAAUAGAAGACCAGCACCCACAGCAAGACAAGCACCAGCUGGUAGACCCAGACCUGCUGUUGCCAGUGGGGAUGAUAUGUAAGAGUUUCUUUUAUCUCACACAUACUUUCUAUUUUUAUAAAAAUAUUAUAAUGCUCUCCAUUAUAUACAGGUAUUUGAUUUUGGUUAUACUGUGACUGGAUCCACAUUAAAUUAUUUUAUUUUUUAAAUAUUGAUUAAAAAUGUAUCUACAUUCUGUGGAGAUUGGUGUCAUUUAAAAAAAAAAAGAAAAUGACCAUUUAAUAAAAAGACUUGAUCAUAUUGUUUUAACAUACUACAGGCUUUGUUAAGUUAAUGCAAUUUUAAUUAGGUUGUCUCAGGCUACAUUCUUUUCUGGAACUUUUUUAUUCUGAUCAAGGUAAUUUAAAAAAUGCAUUACAUGUUUUGCUUUUUAGGUAUGUUAUGGAAAGACCCCAUGAUAAACCACAAGCUUUGGUUGGAGAUCAGCCACCUGUGAGACAUGCAGCAAUGGGUGAGUACUUACACUUCAUCCAGAGAUUAUUUCAUAUGAUUCUAUGAUAUGAUGAUGAUUUGUCUUUACACAAUGUUUUAUAAAGCAUAAUAUUACAGGUUUUAAAAAAAUUAUUUAUGGCAAGAUCAGAAUAAAUUGUAAUAAAGAUUUUUAUAACAUCAAAUGUUUGGGUGUUUUUCAAUAUAAACUUAUGAAUCACUUACUAAACUCUAGGGUUUCCGAGACCAUAGGUUGUUGUAAAAGUCUUGAGUUGUUUUGAACAUGGUUAGUCAAAUAUUUUUAUCCCAAUCUACGAUGCUGUUCAUAGCUUGCUCUUUAUUUUGAGAAAUUUUAUGACACAGCAGCCAUGGUUUCUUACAAUUUUUAAUUGUGUGGUUAGGGUUUCAUUAGUUUGUUAAAAUUCCAUUAAAAUGGAAUGAUCUGUCAAGUGUCUUACUGUACUGAGCUCCUCCAAUAUUAAUAAUUUAUAAAUGAUGUGUCCUCUGUUUAGGACCCACAAACCGCUAUCCUGAUUAUCAGACUUCUGCUCCUUUAGUAGGUAGGGAACAGUUUUCAGAUGCCAGGAGAUUACCUCCAAGGCGGUAAGGAACUUUGCUAAAAUUGUUUCUUCUUUUAUCACUAUAAUUCAAAAAGUAGAUGAUUGCAUUUAAACGUAAUUAUUGAAAUACUAUAAAUAGUUUUUUUAAGGGUAUCAAUGUUAAAUUGCCCAAAAAUGGUAAAAAAAAGAAAGAAAAAAAAAGAAAAAAAAGGAGUUUGUUUUGAAUGUUUACAGUUUUCUUUAUUAACUGUCAUAUUGUGAUUCAUUCUUUGUCUUAUUGCUAGCAAAAUUAAACCAUGCAUGUACAUUUUCAAUAACAUCUUUUUAGCAGGCUCUUUAUCUUCUAAAGGGUUGAUCCUGAUAUUAGAAUGAGGGAAGAUCCUUACCAGAGGGUAGCAGCAGAAACAGAUGCCUAUGUGUCAUAUCCACCAAGUUCCCGUGUAGCAGCUGAACCUGUUGUGAGGUACUCAGGUUUUUUACUGAAUGAGUUUGAUUAAUUAUUUAUGUCUUUAAAAUCUCCAUGUUCUCAUUUUGAAAUAUUUAUUCUUCUAUAUAUACAUAUAAAAACAUAGGGCUAAAUGCAUACAGUGUAAGGUCAAUGCUUGAGGCUAGAAAUGUGUUAGGGACAUUUUAAAGCAUGGGGAUGGAACAUUUUUAUGCCUCAAUAACCCAUAAAAGAACUGCGGUUUAUGGAGUUUUCAGCUUUUUUCCUAAGUUCUUUUACUUUAAAUUGAAACAUUUGAAAUAGCUGUAUCUUUUAAAACAGAUUUCAUUGUUUUAUCUAUCAUAAUUUCCACAUAGCUGUAUCUUUUAAACAUAUUUCAUUGUUUUUUUUAUCAUAAUUCUCACCCUCACCUUCAUCCCUCCAUGUUAACUAUUUUUUUUUAAAAAUGGGCAUAUCUUUAAUAAAGUGACCCUUACAGCCGAAAGCGCCCGAUCGAUCAGUACGAGGAAGGAGAUGUGUCUCGUGGUAUAGGAGCACCUGUAACAGGUGUGAAAAGAGAUUACAGAGAAUAUGAAGACUACAGAUCUGCCCAGGCACAACCCAAGAGAGAGAGGUUUGUUCUAAAAUUCCACUUGUGUUGGACAUAAAAAAACCAUCUUUUGCAAGAACCUUAUUUAAGGCUCUAAUUUUUUAAAAUGUUGUCUAAUUUUUCAUUUCUUGGAUAAUGGUCUCCAAACGCUUUUUUUAAAGCUGCGACCCUAUUUUAUAGAAGCAGAUUAGUUUUAGUUUACUUUUUCAGCUGGUGACCCCACAGAAUAUCUUCACGACCCAAUUUGUGGUUGCCAGGUUGGGAACUUGAAUAUUAGCUAAUUAUUUUUAAUAUUGCUCACAAUAGUUCACUUUGUAAUUGAUAGCAAAGGCUCUUGAAUAAAAGCUCUCCUGUGAGCUGCUGGCCAAUUUUGGUGAACAACAAAUAGACAGAGACUUUCAGGAAUGAAAACAAUGUAUGCAAUUUAAUAAUAAUAAUAAUAAUAAUAAAGAUUAUUUAAAAAUCACGCUUCAUCCCCAAAGGCUCGAAGUGCGGUAUAUACCACAUUAAAGUAUAAAAUUCAACAUUACAAAACUACAUACAAGAAUACCCUUUCUAAGUCUUUCAUACCUUGCAACCAUAAACAACACAGGCCAAUAUAUCUAAAAGAUAAUAGCUAGAUUGACAACAUCACUAGGAGGUGUUUGCGAAAAAGAUAAGUCUUCAAAUCAGUUUUGAAAGACUCCAGUGUCUGGCUGUUUCUGAUAGCGAUAGGAAGAGUGUUCCAAGUUGUUGGGCCAGCAAAUGCAAAAGUGCGCCCCUCGUAAGUCUCAAGGCGAACACAUGGUAUCGAGAGUUUUCCACUAUCAGAUGAGCGGAGUUGUCUAGUGGAUACAUAAGGCGUAAGUAGCACUUUGAGAUAGGACGAUGCCAGGUCAUGCAAGCAGCGGUAGUACAGAGCUGCAAUUUUGUACUCUAUGCGAGCCCGGACCGGCAGCCAAUGCAACUCUCUCAAAAGUUUUUUAGCAUGGUCGAAGUUGCGUUUUCGAAGAACAAUGCGAGCCGCAUUAUUCUGUGCUUUUUGAAUUUUAUCCAGGAGGAUAGCUGGAAGACCCACCAUAAGAGCAUUGCAAUAGUCCAUGCGUGAUAGCACGAAUGCAGACAUUAGCCUCUUCCAAGCGUCUAAUGUUAAGAAAGGUCUGAUAUGACUAAUUCUGCGCAGCUCUAGAAAAAUCGCCUUGCAAAGAUUGUUAAUGUGAUUUUCCAUAGUUAGUGUUCUGUUUAAAUAGACACCCAGGUUUCGCAAUGUUUGGGCAAACGCUAUCUGUAUACCUUAGAGAGUAAGGGUUUGUGUGUUAGUUAUAUAUUUUAGCUUUUGAGCGGUAGAAAUGGGGAUCAGCUCGGUCUUUUCAUCAUUCAAUUUAAGCUUGUUUAUAGUCAUCCAGUGCUUAACUGACUCCACUGUCUUUUGUGUCAUACUAAGAAGCCGAGGGAACUGAGAGGGGAGCACAGAUAUCUGAAGUUGGGUAUCAUCCGCGAACAUGUGAUAUAGCAUAUCAAACUGCUUGAUCGCUGCACCCAGGGGCUGAAUGUACAUAGUGAAAAGCACCGGGCCUAGGACCGAGCCUUGGGGUACUCAGAAUUCGAUGAUAGAUUGCUUUGAGGUCACGCCGUUUGCGAUAACUGACUGGACCCGAUUUGUCAGAUACGAAUGGAACCAUUUCAGGACGGCAUCGAUGAAAUGGAACGUAAUUUCCAGACGUUGGAGAAGUAUGAUGUGGUCAAGUGUAUUGAACUCAGCUGAUAAAUCCAGUAACGAAACAAGGGAUACCCUGCCAUGACCACAAGAUGACAGAAGGUCAUGUAUGAUGCGCAACAGGGCUUUCUCGGUAGAGUUAUGCACCCUGCAUGCUGACUGGAAAGGCUCAAACAAGUCGCACAGAGUGAGGUGAUUCAGGAGCUGGCGGAGAAUGACUUUCUCCAAAAUCUUCUAUGCAAAUGGUGGAUUGGCGACGGGGCGAUAAUUUUCCAACACAUUUGGGUCGAGAUUCACCUUCUUUAGCAGAUGAGUUACAACCGUCUCUUUAAAAGAUGAUGGAACAUUACCAGAUUUUAAAGACUGAUUUAUUAUAUAAGUUAUGAUAGGAGUGCCGUUAAACGGCAAGAAAUCGGGACCAUCAGUGCAACUGUCAAGUCUCGCUCUGAUCUUCCUGACUUUCUUAAUAAAGAACUCAUUGAAAGUGUUUGGCAGCUCGCCCACAGCAAUGUUAUUUGGCAAAAAUGUGUCCUUCUGUUUACUGGUUAGCUGACCCACAAUACCAAAUGAGUCCCUACCAGAGCCACACUCUACAAUAUGGUGACUGACAUAAUAACAAAUAUCAAUUUAUAUGGAUCAAUAAAAGCACCUUAUCUUACCCAACUAACCAGUUUUGCCAUCUAGUUGUUUUUUUACCCUAAGCUAGCUCUGAAGAUUCUAAAUUUUAAAAUACUCCAUGAUAAAUUAAUAACAUAUGCCAUGUUCACCUGAUAUUAUGACUUGUAUCAUUGCAUAGAUUGGACAGGAGUGGUGUUUAUGAGGCCUACAGCUCUAGACAAGAGGGAGCCUAUAGGGGGCUUUAAUGGUAAGUCCAAUCUUUUUGAGGCUUUUGAUCUUCUCAAUAUAUCUUUUAUUUAUUGAUCAAAUGAGGAAGCCAUAUUCAAUUUCUUACACAGGGUCCAUUUCAUACAAAUAUCUUUGUUAACAAUCUGACAAACCUCAUUUAAAAUGGAUUAGUCAUUAUCAGCUCUUAUAUUGCCUAAAUUAUGUGAAAAACUAACAUUAAAACUAUUUCAAUCAAAAUAUGACGAGAAAAUUUUGCACUAAAAAAAUAACUACACGAGAACCAUUAAUAAAUUAUCAGCACAUAAAUGAUGGAUGUCCAUCAAGCUCGUUAUUUUCCAAGUCAGUUAGUGCACAUUAAGGUGAAUGGACAAGAAAAGUAAAAUUAAAUUUCCGAAAAAUUUCUUAAGAAUUCAGUAAUUUUUUGCAGCAAAGAAUGUGAGUCAUUAAUUCCAAUUCAAAAUAUGCAACCACUUAAAAUUAAAAGAGUUACUGUAAAAAAACAACAGACACUACACAAAUACUUUUUUGUUAACUACCACUAGCACAUUUUAAUUAAUUAGAAUCUUUCAUUACAAAUGAAUGCCAAAGUUGCUUUAUGCAAAUCUAUUCACUAAUUCAAAAGAGUAUUCUGCCUCAAGAUUUAUAAUUUACUAACUUUGAAGCAGUUACUACAGAAAUGAAACAUGCUGCUGAAUAACAAAAAUAUUAUAAUAUUAAUGCAGUAAUUUUACUGUUACAGCAGUGUAAAAAAAUAGUGAAAUAAAAGUUUAAAAGUUAAGUUCAGUUAAUUUGAUCUGCCUCUAGGCAUCUAUACUAAACUUAUUUUCAAAACUAAUCUCCCCUAAACAUGUAUUCAGACUAAUCUCCCCUACUUCUUCCAAUUUAGCUUCAGACAUAAAACACCAAGUGAUGAUGACUCUGCCACAGACACUCCAAAUAGCUGAAAUAGUAUUCCUGAAUAUAGAACAAGGGUUAAUUAAACAUGGCACAAAUAUGGAGUGCUGAAAUACAAUUAGAAGAAACAUGACAUUGUGGAGACAGAAAAGUGUUCAUUGUUACUGAAUUUCAUUCAGCAGUCAUUUUUACACCCCCCACAUAUUACAGAUAUAUUGGUCUUAGCAAUAUGAAACUGUAAUGCAUUUUUAAAUUUAUAACAGCUGCUGUGAAAUCAAAUGUAUUGACACAGCAUUCAUGACUUGCUGAACCUUUCUUUGUAUUUGUCAACAUGUAGAAACGACCAGGUGCCAAUAGUAAUUGUAAAUAUAGUUUGACCAGAGUAAUGGAAAUGUAACUUCGAUGUUAUAAAACACUCAUUCUUACUGUUGCAUUUAUAUGAAUACAGUUCAUUGAUAGCCACAGGGCGCACAUAGAAUUGAUAGGCACAGAUUAUAUUAAUUGUAAGAAAUGACAUCACAUCUCAUCAGUUAUUUUAGUCUCUUGUUCUGUUCUAACUUUUAUUUUCUACUUUAAAAAAAAAAAUGAUUGUUUUACGAUCAGUGAUACAAAAUUGAAAAAAAUAAUACAUUUUUAAAAUGGUAGUAUUAGAAAAACAAACAGAUCAUUAGAAUAGUUGUAAAAUUAAAAUAAUUAAUAAUAAUAAACUUAUGCAAUGGCUACAACACAGGAUUCAUUAUGCAGCAGCACAAAAAGUAAUUAGUACCAUUUCUCAGAACUGUUUUUGAGAGAUCUGUUGAGUCUUAAAAGUCAAUAGUUGAUGACUGAAUACCACCAUUAACCAUCAAAUGUGGUUUGUGGUUUAUUUUAAAUAUUUUAAUGGCUUCCAAUUUUAGAUGUAUAAUUGUUUCGGUAACUAAUUACUUUGUUGGUAAGGGAUUGGAUUCCUAGACUUUUGUAUAAUUAGUGUUCAGUUUUAAACAUAUUUUGCUCUGUAGAUUGUGGAAGUACUUAAAUACCAUUAGCUUCAUGGGAUUUGUGUCUGGAAAUAAAUAUUUAGAAAACUUUUUCGUGAAAACAAGUAAUAAAAAAGUUAAUAGAUUUGGUUUUAGAGUAGCAAGGUGUGUCUAAUUGCAGGCAUAAUGUUGAUUGUUUUGUACUCAUAUCCAUAACUUUAAAAAAAAAAAAAAAAAAAAAAAAGAAUUAGUGCCUAAUUUAAUCCUAUUUACUAAUAACAAAGCCUGUAAGAUAACAUAACAUUUAAUAAACAAUUUUUUGUUUACAUUUUAAACACUGACUCAUAAAUAGUGUAAUUUGAAGUUACCAGUGAUUAAGCAAUGUUGUUUAAGAUCGUUAUCUUUUUACAGCAGUUUUCUGCAAGUGUUGUGCAUUUUUGUAUUACACAACAUACAAUUGAGAAGCAAUACACAAUAAUUUAGAUACAUUACAAAACAUGAAAGAGAACUUUUUAUCCUUCAGCACAAACAUAAUUAUAUAUAGUCCAUUCAUUUCAGUUGCUACUCAUAUUUAAAGAAAAAGGUAAAUUGAACAAAAAUAUGUGUUCACAUAAUAUAAUUGCAAGAGAGAGAAUUUUUUUUAGUGCAUUUUAUUUAAGAUUAAGUUUAAGCCAAUGCCAGUAAUGCUGCCAUUUAUAUUGUAAAUAUUGUAUUUUAAUAGGUCAUUAAUUCAUAUCUUGUAAAACAGAAAAAUCAACAUAAUACAUUGAAGCUAUUUGAUAUCUUACUAAAAUAAAUAUUAAAUAAUUCAUUGGUCACUUCUGUCCAGGCAUUGGUCAAAAUUGUUUCCAAAUAGAGACUCAAUGUGUGAACUAAUUUGAUAACCUACUUAUAAAAUGGUUUGUAAUUUUUAGAAAUAUAUCGGUAAUUUACUUUAAAUGUUACUUUGGAAAAUAUGUUAGCAAAAUAAGUGUAAAAGGCUUUGAAAGACUAUUUUAACAUUAAUGAAAAUGUAUUUUAAAGAUUAUAUAUACAUAUAUAUUAUGUAUAUAAUAUGAUUUAAAAAUACAGGUGAAUGAUUUUUAUUUAUAUAUAUUUAAAAAAAAAAAAAAUAUCUCAGCAAUGUCUAGUGUAUUCUCAUGAAGAAUACCAGUCAAAUGACAUAAUUCAUGUAUUAACUAUUUCAUGUUGUUUAUCUUCUGGUGUUUAGAAUGUGUGUUUUCUUCAAAUUAAUGGACAUGAAACAUUGAAAGUAAUUUUAGCUUUUGUUACGGUACCUUAGUACCAAGUAAUAAAUUAAAAAUAAUAUGUCAAUAUCACUCUUUAUUUAAAUAUAGAUAGAAAAUAACAAAACAUCAUCGGCAAGAAAAAAACAUUUUUCUCAAACAAAACAACUAUGCAUGCACAAUACAAAAGUAGUAAUAAGAGUUAAGCUUACAAAACAAUGUAUUAAUCAGGAUGACUUAUGCAUUGAUUUCAGUAACUUCUAAGUACGGAUUAAAGUAGACAAUGUAUGUAGAUAAUACAGUGUGUCCAUAAUUUUUCUUUAACGAAGCACGUUUUAAACAAUCCUGCAUACGUUUAAAGUCACUUAAAAAAUGUACAUUAUGAAUAUAAUUGGUUUUGUGGAAUGGUUACUGUUUAAGUGAAAUAAAUGUCAUUUUUUUCAAACC